GGAACAGGUUCCAACAGUCGCUACGUCAAGAGCUGUACGCCGAGGUGCUGACAGCCGUCGAGCUGCCGUUUACCUUCCGUCCUCUUUCCGCGGUGGAAACAUGGCCCUGAGCCGCCUGGAGAAGGCUCAGGUAUGGCUUUUCAAAGCUGUCACUGGGCUCUUCGUGAUGAUUGUUCAGUUCCUCCUUCGGAGUCCCGCAGCCUCCAGGAAGAAGCUGCCACCCGUCACCAACCCGCUUCUGCUCGUGCCAGCGACGCAGCUCGCUAAAAAGAUCCGGCGAAAAGAGGUGUCGAGUGUUGAGGUGGUGCAGUCUUACAUCGACAGGAUCCAGGAAGUUAACCCCUUUCUGAAUGCUGUUGUCAAAGACAGGUUUUCUGCUGCACUCCAGGAGGCAGCUCAGGUUGAUAAGCUGAUUGAAGAGGAGACUGGAGGAGAGGAGGUGCUGGAGGACCGGCUGCCUUUACUGGGAGUCCCGUUGUCGGUCAAAGAGUCCUUUGCUCUCCAGGGCAUGCCCUUCACUACAGGUGUGAUGUCCAGGCGUGGAGUCGUGGCCUCUGUUGAUGCUCCACUGGUGGCCCUGCUGAAGAGAGCAGGAGCUAUACCACUGGGCGUCACCAACACAAGCGAGUUGUGCAUGUGGCUUGAGUCUCACAACCACCUCUACGGCAUCACCAAAAACUCGUAUGACCUGGAGAGAAUACCAGGAGGGAGCUCAGGGGGAGAAGGCAGUAUAAUAGGAGGAGCAGGAGCGGUCAUCGGAGUGGGCUCAGACAUUGGUGGCAGCAUCCGUUUGCCCUGCUUUUUCAAUGGAAUAUUUGGCCAUAAAACCACUCCAGGUGUGGUGUCCUGCGAGAACCAGUACCCUCCUACCUCUGGCAGACAGGAGGAGUACCUCAGCUCUGGUCCCAUGUGCCGCUACGCUGAAGACCUGCUGCCUAUGCUCAAGAUCAUGGCUGGACCCAAUGCUGACAAGUUGUCUUUAAACACAAAGGUUGACCUGAAGAAGCUGCGGUUCUUCACCAUCCCACAUGAUGGCGGCUCUGUUUACACAUAUCCCGUCAGUAAAGAGCUUGUGGACAUUCAGAAGAAGGUAGUGGAGCGUCUGGAGAUUGACUUUGGAGUGAAGGUCCAGCAAGUGUCCUUACCUGGGCUCCGCUAUGGCUUCCAGAUCUGGGACAAGUAUAUGGUUCUCCCUGACGAGCAGGGCAAACCCCCUCUGCCAUUCGCUGAGCUGAUGGGGGAACCUGGCCGACCAGCAUGGCCUCUGUGGGAGCUGCUGAAGCGGAUGGUGGGAAAAUCAGACCAUACAAUGGCUGCUAUCAUGUUGGGUCUGCUGGAGGGGAGCUCGUGGUCCAAAACGUCAUCCUUCAUCAUCCAGCAGAAGGAGAAGCUGCAGAAGGAGGUGGAGGAGUUGCUGGGCACUGAUGGUGUUUUUCUGUACCCCACACACCCCAGAGUGGCACCCAAACACCACCACCCACUCUUAAGACCUUUCGACUUUGCCUACACUGGUGUAUUGAACAUCCUUGGGCUGCCAGUUACCCAGUGUCCUCUGGGCUUGGGUAAGGAGGGUCUGCCCCUGGGCGUGCAGGUGGUUGGUGGGAAGCUGCAGGAUCAUCUGACCCUGGCUGUGGCUGUAUACCUGGAGAAAGCCUUUGGAGGCUGGAGGGAUCCUGGAGCAAACUAAAACCACAUCUUCAUAUGCUAACAGCCCUUACCAAAACUCCAGACUGGAGAUGUUGUAAUUAAAAACUGUCAUAGUCUCUGUCUGCCUUGUAGCCCCCUGUAGCACAAACACAGAGGUAAUGUCAGUGAGGCGAAUGUUAAAGCGUGAGCUUGUGUUUUGCACUAAUGACGAAGCACUUAUUCCUUUAAGCGUGAUUAUUUCAUUAAAUACGGGUCAGAGACGGUUAUGAGCACAAGCUUUAAAAGAAGCUGAAAACAGAAGUGGGAACGUGACUGCAUUCACAUUAUCCAAGACAAGGUUUUAUACUGGUCGCCUAAUAAUUUGGUUUCCUGUUUUUGGGCUGCAGAUAAUCUCAUUCAGGAUCAUUUGCACCUGCAUACAUUUAAGAGUCAUAAAGGUGUAGUACGUCUUCAGCUUCAUUAAUCCCACAUCACAGAAUACAUUUAAAAACUAAUACUGAUAGAAAUAUUUGACAGAACUGAUCCAGUGAGCCAGAACUGGAACACUGAGUGAGGGAUGUGCCAGCAGUGGAGCUAGUUGUUGAGCUAAAAUGAGUAAGAAAACUUCUCUGACAUCAGUAGUGGAAGAGGAGAAAAUGUACUAAAACCUAAAUGCUUGAUAAUAUGAAUGCUAUCCAACAAUAGAUCAACAAAUAUGGUGCCUGUUUUAUGUUGCAACUCAUUUUAGUUAAUAAAAAGAGGUUCCUGA
Melanotaenia boesemani (Boeseman's rainbowfish) is the source of this 2395-nucleotide messenger RNA. It is a transcript of the gene faah2b, whose product is annotated as fatty acid amide hydrolase 2b. The record is from RefSeq and is a predicted model, not a curated record. Bases 101 to 1687 code for a protein of 528 amino acids. Lineage: Eukaryota; Metazoa; Chordata; Actinopteri; Atheriniformes; Melanotaeniidae. The transcript has 11 exons.